UAAACGAACAAAACCUACACAGGAAAAAAACCCCGAAAAAAUAUAAAAAUAAAUCCAUUUUUCUUAUUUUGAGUGCCAAAACGAACAAAAUUUAUAUGGACUUUUAAUAGUAGGACUCUACAACGUGCCCAUGGCUUGCAUUUGCAGGGAGGUGUCGUAUUUUAGGGUCAUUUCAUGUCGUUUUGAUUGAGGGCAGGACGUUGAGGAAGAGUUCGAAGCUUAAAAAAAGAAAAAACCCUGGACAGAGAUAAGGAGAAGAAACGAGAGUAUUAAAAAUAGCGGAAACGUUUUGCUGUGCCCUAUCUCUCAAUUGUUUGACUCAGUUUCCUCAUUCAGGUAUUACCAACACUCUUCUUUUUUUGCAUCGAUGGGAAGGGCCAGCCUGUAGAUAUUUAGGUAGGGAUGCAUGGAUGUAAUUCAGGACCUGCUCUCUUAGUAAUUGCUGAGAUUGGUUCCAUGGGACGGGUGGUUGAUGGUGGAGUUGGGAUUGAUGUCAAAACUUCUCCGUGCAGAGCAGCUAUUGAGAAAGCUCAAGCAGAGCUUAGGCAGGAGUAUGAUGUUCGAGAGGAAAGGAGAAGGGAGCUAGAGUUUCUUGAGAAAGGUGGCAAUCCCUUGGAUUUCAAAUUUGGCAAUGCAGCUUCAGUUAGUGUCCAGUCUAUUUCUUUCACUGAUCAACAAGCAGAACUUCUUACCUGUGAAGCAAAAGGUAGUUUCGCACCAACUAUUUCACCUCAUGGUGAUUCCAUAGAGAGUAGUGGUAGACCACGGGUUCCUGCAAUUUGUGAACCUAAUAGUGCUGAUAAUCUCUUGCUUUUUGAUGGUGAAAAUGAGUUACCUGGAUGUGAAAGGAAGUCUAUGCAUCCUUAUAAGAGGAAUAAUGUUGUUCCAUCAGAGAAAUCUUCUCAGAUAAAUGGGACUCGAAAUGCUAAGGAAUCAGAAGAUUCGGCUAUUUUUCGCCCAUAUGCUCGAAGGAACAGGUCCAAAAAAAAUCGAGAUGGAGUUCGAUCAUGUUCAACAGAUAUGGUUCAGGGUCAAGGUGGUCAUGGUUCUUUAUCUGCCCAUAUAGCAUCAAAGGACUUGAAGGCUUCAACAUGUGAAAAAAAUGACCAGAAGGACAAGAACAUACCUUACGCAGAUACUCCAAAAUCUGCUAUUUCGAACCUUGAUUUGGCUUCAAGGAUGAUAAGUCCUGAUAAUCUGUCGAAUAUGGAGUGUGGGCUGGCUGUGGAGGAAACUACUGACCAGUCAAAAUGUUAUCUAUCUGAAAGCAAGAUUGAUGUUACAGCUUCCAAAAGCUUCAUAGAUGACUUGCCUAAUGAACCUGCCCAAUUGGUGGCUAAUGGAUCUACAGUUAAAAUGGCUUCUGAGGAACCUGAUCUUGUUGGAAGGAAGGAGCAGGUAGUUCCAACUGGUCUUGAAUCUUCACCUGGUACUGGUGCAGCUGCAGCAAAUGCUGACAAUGAAACAAGUUCUAAUCAGCUAAAUGAGUUUAUUGAUCCAAAUAGAGAUAUGAAAAACAUACCAAAUGAAGGAAAAAAUUACGAUGCAGCUAUAGAGACAAAGGGAUUAGAUUCAGAGUCCUCUUGCACUCAGAACAGCUUAAACACUUACGUAAAUAAUGAUAAUGAUGUGUGUAUUAAUCCAGAAAACAUUGACUCUAAUGGAAAGCCCGUGGAACAAACAUCAAGAAAAGAGGAGUCACUAAACUCAUCUAUUGGUGAAUUGGCAAAAGAAACCAAUGAGAUCAAGGCUGUUGAUAAUGCAGCUGUUGUUCCUGGUACUAUUACUUCUGUGAGUCAAAAGCACACUCUUAGUUUUUCUAUUGUCAAAGUAGUGGAAGAAAUUAGAUCUGAAUUGCAAAAUGAGCUGACUUGCCCUUCCAACAAUGAGGUGCAACGAAGCAGUCAUGCUGUAUCAGAAGCUGAUAGGAAAAUUAGUACUGUUCCUGCUGAUAAUUCUAAUUCCAACAAGGAAACUUUUCCUUCUAGUAAGCCUCUGGGCUCAAUGGAUAAUGCUAUUUGUGAGGUUCCUGAGGUGACUUUGUCUGAAAGAACCUCAACUCCUAUUGCUGAAACUCAAUCUUUUUUGGAUAAUCAUGUGAAAGUGGUGGACAAGGCACAUGAAGAUUCCAUCUUGGAAGAGGCACAGAUUAUACAGGCUAAGCAGAAAAGGAUUGCAGAGCUAUCUGUUGGUACUUCACCCUGGAAGAAUCACCAAAAAUCUCACUGGGACUUUGUCCUUGAAGAAAUGGCAUGGAUGGCAAAUGAUUUUGCUCAGGAGCGUCUUUGGAAGAUGAUGGCUGCUGCUCAAAUAUCUCGACAUGUUGCUUUUACUUCGCGAUUGAAAUUUGAAGAACAACACCAAUAUUCGAAACUCAAAAAAGUAGCAUUAAGCCUUGCUAAUGCCGUCAUGGACUUUUGGCAUUCAGCAGAGGUGCUUCUAAAUAGGAAAGAUGCAAGUCUUGGCCCAAAGAAAAGUGGCCAUGAUUUAGUGCACUUACCAGCCAAUGAAGUUCCUAAGAACAUGACUGCAAAACUUGAUAUGGAUAUGAAUGAGGACCAGCAGCACUUUGGAAAGAACAGUAAACUUGCUAUUCAGGCAUAUGCUCUUAGAUUUUUGAAAUAUAGCAGCUCCUCUGUUUCUUCACCUCAAGCUGAAGCUCCAGCAACUCCUGACAGGAUAUCUGACUCGGGCAUUAUAGACAUUUCUUGGGAUGAAAACCUAACUGAAGAAAGCCUCUUCUAUGCAGUUCCUUUAGGUGCCAUGGAAACCUACCGAAGAUCUAUUGAAUCUUAUUUGAUACAGACUGAGAAAACUGGCAGUAGUAAGCAAGAGGAGGUUGAAAUAUCUGUUUAUGAUGCUGGGGCUGAGUUUGGAUAUGACGACUUUGUGUGUGAUGAGGAAGAAGGAGAAACAAGUACUUACUAUUUGCCUGGAGCCUUUGAAGAUAGCAAAUCAUCGAAAUUAAACCAGAAAAAGUGGAAGAAAAUAAAAUCAUAUCUUGCAAGACCUUAUGAAAUGGGUGCUGAUUUUCCACAUAGACACUGUGCCCAACAGUCCAUGUUGAUAAGGAAAAGGCCUGCUAGCAGUCUAAAUGUCAAUCCAAUUCCAAUGAAACGUGUGCGUACUGGUUCCAGGCAGAGGGUUUUAAGUCCAUUUAGCAGUGCACCUGCUGCUGGGGGUUUACAAGGUCCGACAAAAACAGAUGCUUCUAGUGGGGAUACUAAUUCUUUUCAGGAUGAUCAGAAUACUUUGAAUGAAGGAUUCCAGAUCCAGAAAAGCAUGGAGGUUGAAUCAAUUAUGGACCUUGAAAGGCAGCUUCCAUACGACCAUGUGGAAACACCGGUAAAACCUACAAAGAAGAAAAAGGCCAAGAAUCUUGGUUCUGCAUACAAUCAGAGUUGGCAACUGGAAUCUACUGUUCACAAUGAGAAGAGGGAUUAUUCCAAAAAGAGACUAGAGAGUCAUCAUUUCGAUUCUAAUGGGACCAGUGAUUUAUAUGGGCAACAUAAUGCCAAGAAGCUGAAGAUAAUGAAGCAACAACCUGAUAAUGCUUUUGACUUCCCUCCUAGUGGAACCAUUCCUUUUCCAGCAGGGUCCCAAAAGACUAAUCUGUCAAACCCCAGCAAAAUCAUUAGAUUAAUUCAUGGUUGUGACAAGGGUAGAAAAGCCAAAACUCACAAGAUGUCUGUUGAUCUGCCUGGUUCUGGUGGUUCAUGGUCACUAUUUGAAGAUCAGGCACUUGUUGUCCUUGUACAUGACAUGGGUCCAAAUUGGGAGCUUGUAAGUGAUGCCAUCAACAGUACCCUUCAAUUUAAGUGCAUAUUCCGCAAGCCUAAAGAAUGUAAGGAACGCCACAAGAUUUUAAUGGAUAGGAAUGGAGAUGGAGCUGACAGUGCUGAUGAUUCUGGUUCUCUGUCAUAUACAUUGCCUGGCAUUCCAAAGGGAAGUGCCAGACAGUUGUUUCAACAUUUGCAAGGACCGAUGGAAGAGGAUAUUCUUAAGUCGCAUUUUGAAAAAAUUAUGCUUAUUGGCAAGAAACAACAGUACCGGCGGAGUCAGGAUCCAAAGCAGAUAGUGCCAGUCCACAAUUCUCAUGUUAUUGCUCUUUCAAAAAUCUGCCCGAAUAAACUAAAUGGAGGAGUUCUAAUGCCUCUCGAACUUUGUGAUGUCAUUGCAUCAAGCCAAGAUGUCGUACCUGUUGGAUAUCAAGCUUCUCAUGCUGGUGGUUUAGCAAUAUCAAAUCAAGGAGUUGUGGGAUCAAUGCCUCCUGCCUCUGGAGCAAAUUCAUCACUGCAGGGAUCUUCUGGAGUGGUUCAUGGCAGUAAUAUAUCAUCAGCGUCUGCCCCACUUAAUGGAUCCAUGAGGAAUAUGCAGCAGUCCAACUUAUCUCUACCUGGAGCUGUUUCCGGAUCAGAUCGUGGGGUUCGCAUGGUACCCAAUAGAAAUGGUGUGGGCAUGACUUGUGGGAUAAGUAGAAGCAUGUCUAUGUCAAGGCCAGGCUUACGAGGAAUGGCAUCAUCAACAAUGCUGAAUUCCAGCUGCAUGCUCUCCAAUUUGGUGGGAAUGCCAAGCCCUGUAAAUAUGCACUCUGGACCUGGUUCUGGUCAUGGAAACUCGAUGUUGAGGCCUCAUGACACCAUGCAUAUGAUGCGAGAACAAGGGAACAGCCAGGGAAUUCCUGCGUUCAAUGGGUUGAGUUCUGCUUACACUAAUCAAUCAACUGCACCACCUGUUUUUUCAUAUCCAGUUCAACCCCAGCAGCAGCAGCAAAUGCCUCCACAGCAAUCCCAUGCACUGAACAACUCUCAUCAUGCUCAUCAUCAGGGUAACAAUCAUAUUUCUGGGUCACAGCAACAAGCAUAUGCCAUGUGCCUCACUAAAGAAAGGCAAGUGCAGCAGCAGCAGCAGCUUAUGCAUCAGCAGCAGCCACAGCAACAGUUUGCUGUAUCUAGUGCAUUGAUGCCAAAUGUCCAACCUCAGACCCAACUUCCCAUAUCUUCUCUGCAGAAUGGUUCCCAGAUUCAAUCUCAGGCUUCUACUCAGCCAGGUUCGCUAUCCCCUCUAACACCGUCUUCACCAACGACUCCUAUGUCAUUGCAGCAACAACAUAAACACCAAUUGGCACCUCAUGGGCUUGGUAGGAACCCCCAACCUGGUGCUACUGGGUUGAACAAACAGAUAGGCAAGCAACGGCAGCGGCAGCCCCAGCAGCAGCAGCAAUUUCAACAAUCUGGCAGGCACCACCCUCAGCAACGUCAACAAACACAGUCUCAACAGCAAGCCAAACUUUCGAAGGGAGUGGGAAGAGGGAACAUGCUGGUGCAUCAGAAUCCUUCUGUUGAUCCUGCUCAUCUUAAUAGCCUUGGCGUGGUCCCUGGCAACCAAGCUGCCAAGAACAGAGAGCAGAUGAUGCACUUGAUUCAAGGUAAAGGCUUGUGUUCUAGGUCUGGUUUGAGUCCUGUCCAACAAUCUAAAGCUCUCGUUUCUUCCCAAUCUUCAAAUUGUUCUGAGCCACAGCAAAAGAUAUUUUCUGGGGCUGCAGCCCCUUCUACAAAGAAACUGCAACAAGUGGCUCCCCAUUCUGAUAAUAUUUCUCAAAUGGUGCCUUCUGAUCAUAUGCCAUCAGCUGUGCAUCAAUCUGUCCUGCCAGCGGCCAUGGGUCCAAACCACCAGCAUUCACUGCUGCAAUCACAGACACACCAAAAGCAGGUUAAUCUAAACAGACCUGCUGUUCAUAGGAUGCUUCAACGGAGUCAACAAGUAAAUUUUGAGCCUCCCAACAAAUCUCAAGUUGAGCUAGCCCAUGCUGAUAAACAGACCUUGAACAGUGCUCCACAGAUGGGUACGACCACAACCAUGGAAAUGCCCCAGGCUGCCAUUGAUUCAGCUAACAAUGCAGUCUCAGUUGUUUCUCCUGCUGGACUUCAGUGGAAAUCACCAGAACCAGAGUAUGGUCCUGCUAUGCCAACUGUGGCCACUGAAGUUGGAUCCAUAGGGAGCCCUCUUACAGAUUCAAUGGGUAAUGAUCCUGUACCUUCUGUCAGCCAAGGGUUAGGGCAGAGACAAUUAUCGGGUUGCUUACCCCCUGACAAGAAUAAUGUUGGGGCACAGUGGACGCAACAGCCACAGACACAACGAUCUCAUAUACCACCACCUACUCAACAACACUUCCAAUCACAAGAGCAGUCACAACAAGAUUAGCGUAAUUCUUCCCAACAGCUGCCAUCGCAGCGGUAGUCACUAAUAACAACAGCAAGCCUGAUUCUGCAAGCAGUGCAGGGCAGCCUGUAUCACAAGCCUUUUAAUUUUAAGAUGGAAUGAAGCAAUCUAGUGAUGAUGCAGUUCCAACGGCAGUGGGUCUUGCUAUGAUUGGUAUGGAAGCUCUUGUAACCCCUGUGUACAGAUGAUGUUGGUUAUUCCAUCCAUUUGGGCGUAGCAGUGUCUGAAACCGGAGGUUGCUAUUUGCAGCAGGUUAGAAAUUCACAGGAAAAGAAUGGACCUUUUUGGUUUGUUCCUAGUUUUGUUUUAUUUAAAUUUUUGGAGGGUGGGGGGGGGGGGGGGUUGGGAUUGUGUAUAUUACAGCUGGUCUAGAACAGAGAGUUAGGAAGAUGGAGACAGAUAGAUAGAUGUAGGGGCAUUUGUAGAUAGGUCUUAUCUCCCAUUUCUUUCUUCCCCUGUCUUUUCCAUGGUCUGUCUGCUGAUGUGGCUAGGGGGGCUAUUUCUUUUUAUGGUUUUUGUUGGCAGUAGAUAAAAAAGUGCAUGUAUUCUAUAGGGCUUACAGAUGAAACCAGAUAGCAAUGAUUCUUAUGGGCAAAAAAGGCUUAGGAAAUUUAAUUUUGUGAAUAUUAUUAGAAUGAGACUGCACUGCCAAUGUCCAGGUUAGAGAGCACGCAAUGAAUUCAUUGUAGUAAUUAUAUUUUUACGGUCCUCAGAUUUUUCAUAAAUUCAAACUGAUCCCUUUCCAUUU
Gossypium raimondii (Peruvian cotton) is the source of this 6970-nucleotide messenger RNA. Its product is annotated as chromatin modification-related protein EAF1 B-like. Gene Ontology annotation, cellular component: NuA4 histone acetyltransferase complex. The coding region runs from base 403 to 6204 and encodes 1933 amino acids. The transcript is spliced from 23 exons. Lineage: Eukaryota; Viridiplantae; Streptophyta; Magnoliopsida; Malvales; Malvaceae. The record is from RefSeq and is a predicted model, not a curated record.